AUGGCCGUCUCACAGGCCAGCAGCACCGCAAGAAGGCUCCCGAUGGCGUGUGCUGCUGCUGCUGCUGCUGCUGUUGCUGCACCUGCUGCGAACCAACACGCCCCACGCCCACGCUUGGUGCUGAUGGCGCCAGCCCGCCCAUGGCAAAUGCUGCAAAGCUCGUCUCCCAUCUGCCACCGGCCCAUGCAGCCAGCACAUCCUCAUCCAUCUCCAAAGCCUUCUUCCAGAUUGCACGUGCAGCCACCCUCUGGUCGAGACCAUGUCGUGACCGCAUCCUUCCUCGCUCGACAUCCACCACGCUGA
Messenger RNA from Bipolaris zeicola 26-R-13, 303 nucleotides. RefSeq lists its product as uncharacterized. Lineage: Eukaryota; Fungi; Ascomycota; Dothideomycetes; Pleosporales; Pleosporaceae. Bases 1 to 303 code for a protein of 100 amino acids. The transcript has a single exon. The record is from RefSeq and is a predicted model, not a curated record.